GAUAAUGUGGAUCUGUCCUUUGUCCACACACCACACCCCGUCAGAGAUUCCCGUCCCUCUUUUUUAUUGCUGCAUCUUUCUCGCUGAACAGCCCGAUGGCUUUGACUACUUCUCACCCUUGCUGGUAUCGUGAAAUCUACAUACUAUUUCACUUGGAUAGCCAGCUUCCCCACGGAUUGGGAGAGUCGCAUGACCGGCUUGACUAGCAUGGCAGGGCGUCGCGCGACAAAGCAUUGCUAUGGAGUUUCACAUUGCUUUUGUCUUCUGUACAUUGAAUUACAUGGGGGGUGUCGCCGGGGUGGACUGUUUUUCUUUUUUUUUCAUUUACCUUUUUUUCCCUUAAUUGUACGUAGGGUCGUACCUCACACCGCACUUGCUGCGUCGAUACAUGGAUAUAUAGAGAUACAUAGCUUGCACAUUCAGCUGAAAUAAAACUACUUGCAUAUUUGCAAAUGAUACCAGAGACUUUAUAGUA
This is a messenger RNA of Aspergillus costaricaensis CBS 115574, 475 nucleotides long. RefSeq lists its product as uncharacterized. Bases 190 to 432 code for a protein of 80 amino acids. The transcript has a single exon. Lineage: Eukaryota; Fungi; Ascomycota; Eurotiomycetes; Eurotiales; Aspergillaceae. The record is from RefSeq and is a predicted model, not a curated record.